Messenger RNA from Heterotrigona itama, 577 nucleotides. NCBI's taxonomy places the organism in Eukaryota, Metazoa, Arthropoda, Insecta, Hymenoptera, Apidae. The record is from the annotation of a GenBank genome assembly.
AUGCGCCGCCUUAAGGUCAGCAAAACGGUUAGGUAUCCGCUGAGUGUGGAGCCAGAUCCGAGGCGAACUCUCACUGGAGUGCCUGGAACGUGGUGGUCGGAGAGUGACCAUACCUCCGGCCGCCAAGUGGCAAGUCAUUGGCCGUCUGAGGGCCGCAGUCUCAGAACACCAUAUGUCCGAAGUCGGACCAGGGUAAAGUCUUCGACGCGACCUCCUGCCAUGGAGCGAGCAAUCGUACCUGCAACAGUACCUGCGCUUCGCGGACUGGUGCUUUAUUCACCGCGUGCGCCUCGACGUGCUCCCCUUAAAUGGGGCGCGUUGAUGGGGCGACGAAUAAGAUACGCCGCCUUAAGGUCAGCAAAGCGGUUAGAUAUCCGCUGGGUGUGGAGCCAGGUCCGAGGCGAACUCUCACUGGAGUGGAUGGACCAUACCUCCGGCCGCCAAGCGGCAAAUCAUUGGCCGUCUAAGGGCCGCAGUCUCAGAACACCAUAUAUCCAUGUUUUUUAGGAAGUCGGACUACGGUAAAGUCUUCGACGCGACCUCCCGCCAUGGAGCGAGCAAUCGUCUGGGUCAGUAG